AUGCCGGACGCAGACCCAGGAGACACAUCGGAGACAUCGACCGAGUAUCAAUUCGGAUUGAAGCACGUUGGCACGGUUUACCAGGACAUCUACCUCCACCUGGGCUCCCAAAUUAUGGCGUACAGUCUUGUGAGGACUGAUGUCAAGCCAGGCAGGCGCAACGAUGAAGACAGCAGGAGGACUGUGGCCUUUUGCAGCAUUUGCCGCACAGACGUGGCCAAAUCGUUAUGGAGGGACAUGUACAAGAACAACCAUUGGUGGGGCCACCACGCUCGCAAGCGAGGGAAUGAAGGUCUCUUUGGGCGGUGGACAUCCAAAUAUCCGAAGGACUCCUGGCCCUUUGAUGAGGAGACAUUCAAGAUGCUGGAAACGGUGCCUGAUGAAACAAUGGAUGCCAAGACAUGGUCUCGACACGCCAAGAAAGCCACGCGUGCGAUCGAGUUCACAGCUGAUCCAGUCAAGUCACAAGAAAAGCCCAAGCGUGAUGAAAUAGAGAUCUCUUCUUCCGUGGGACAUUGCGAACCCCAGCUCAAGACUCCACUGGACGAUCAACUCCUCAAGGUUUGGAUGCGUACGACAGAGGAACUACGAAGCAUGGAACCAUUGGAGGCCUGGCCGGCGCUUCAUUCUACUGGCGGCAUCACUGAACUGCUUGGAGCUGCCUCUAAGGUGUUGAAUCCUGAACGUCUCUUCAUCAAAGGACUUAGAGUCCCCUGGACAUUUGGAACUCCACUUUUGCAUCAGCAAGGCGAACCGUCACCCGAAGAGACCUUCAUUUCCUUGCUUGCGAGCGUGGUGAGCCCACCAAUGGUUGGACUUAUAUGUUUCGCUCCAUGA
This is a messenger RNA of Protomyces lactucae-debilis, 837 nucleotides long. RefSeq lists its product as uncharacterized. The coding region runs from base 1 to 837 and encodes 278 amino acids. The record is from RefSeq and is a predicted model, not a curated record. The transcript has 2 exons. Lineage: Eukaryota; Fungi; Ascomycota; Taphrinomycetes; Taphrinales; Protomycetaceae.